Messenger RNA from Nelumbo nucifera (sacred lotus), 2890 nucleotides. RefSeq names its product Transducin/WD40 repeat-like superfamily protein. Lineage: Eukaryota; Viridiplantae; Streptophyta; Magnoliopsida; Proteales; Nelumbonaceae. Gene Ontology annotation, molecular function: protein binding. The record is from RefSeq and is a predicted model, not a curated record. Gene Ontology annotation, cellular component: nucleus; site of double-strand break.
CUAACUGGUUCGCAUCUCACCGGCCAAAUUGGGGCCUCAGAGUUAUCAGUUAAGGCGGCACGGGCGCAUGUUAGAUUGUUAGUAACAACUUGAAUAAAAAGAGAUAUUCAACCGGCACGAGGAAGUGGUGGAGUGUUCGCAGAAAUGGAGGAUGAAGAAGCAGAGAUCUACGACGGAAUCAGAGCACAGUUCCCUCUCUCCUUCGGCAAGCAAACAAACCAGCACACCUCUCUCGAGGCCAUACACAGCGCCACCCGGCGCACUGUAGAUUCCUCAUCCCACUCCCCUGCUAACAAGGGCCUCCCUUCUCUCUCUUCCCCUUCCAAGGCCUGGUUGAAGGACCUCAGAAACCCUAACCCUAGUUCCCGCCACCACGGAGAUGCUAAGCCCAGUUCUUCCGCCCAUGAAAACCAGCGCUCUGAGGAUCGAAAUUCGGCGUUCGGGAAACCCAGUUCGACCGCUGAUAAUGGGUCGAAAGGUCGUGUCGACGGUGAGGAUUUGAAGGAUGAUGAGGUGAUGGUUGGUCCUCCUCAGCCGACUUCGAAUUUAGCUGAUGAAGAUGGGGUGAUGAUUGGACCUCCUCGGCCGCCACCGAGUUCGAAUUUUGCAGAUGAAGAUGGGGAGGAUGAUGCGAUGAUGAUUGGGCCUCCUCGGCCGCCGCCGGGUUCGAAUUCUGCAGAUGAAGACGGGGAGAGUGAUACAGUGAUGAUAGGACCUCCUCGGCCACCGCUAUCUUCGGAUUUGGCUAAGUCGGAUUCAGAUGAUGAUUCGGAUGAAGAAGCAGAAGAGGAUCGAUAUAAGAUUCCACUCAGUAAUGAGAUUGUCUUGAAGGGGCACACUAAGGUUGUUUCAGCCCUUGCUAUUGAUCAUUCAGGAUCGAGGGUUAUUUCUGGUAGCUAUGACUAUACAGUCCGUAUGUAUGACUUUCAAGGAAUGAAUUCUCGGUUAGCAUCAUUUAGACAGCUGGAACCAUUUGAAGGACACCAAGUCCGUAGUUUAAGUUGGAGUCCAACCGCAGACAAAUUUUUAUGUGUGACUGGCUCAGCUCAGGCUAAGAUUUAUGACCGUGAUGGACUUACUUUGGGUGAGUUUGUAAAGGGAGAUAUGUAUAUUCGUGAUUUAAAGAACACUAAGGGGCAUAUAUCUGGAUUGACUUGUGGAGAGUGGCAUCCUAGAAUGAAAGAGACCAUUUUAACAUCAUCAGAUGAUGGAUCACUGCGUAUUUGGGAUGUUAAUGAUUUCAAAAGUCAAAAACAGGUUAUCAAACCCAAACUUGCAAGGCCUGGAAGAGUCCCAGUUACAACAUGUGCUUGGGAUCGUGAGGGAAAAUGCAUUGCUGGUGGUAUAGGUGAUGGCUCCAUUCAGAUAUGGAACCUUAAGCCUGGAUGGGGAAGCAGACCAGAUAUCCAUGUUGAAAAAGGACAUGAAGAUGAUAUUACUGCACUUAAGUUCUCGAGUGAUGGGCGGAUUCUGCUGUCAAGAAGCAUGGAUAGUUCACUGAAGGUAUGGGAUUUACGGCAAAUGAAAAAACCUGUUCAAGUCUUUGGGGAUCUCCCUAGUCAUUAUGCCCAAACAAAUGUUGCAUUUAGUCCUGAUGAGCAGCUCAUUUUUACUGGAACCUCAGUUGAGAGAGAACAAACAACUGGAGGCUUGCUUUGCUUCUUUGACCGAGCAAGACUUGAACUUGUGUCCAAAGUGGGUAUAUCUCCAACUUUCAGUGUUGUGCAGUGUGCCUGGCAUCCAAAGUUAAAUCAGGUCUUUGCUACGGCUGGGGACAAAAGCCAAGGAGGAACACACAUACUAUAUGAUCCAUCUCUGAGUGAGAGGGGAGCUCUUGUGUGUGUUGCACGUGCACCAAGGAAGAAGUCUGUCGAUGAUUUUCAUGCAGACCCUGUUAUUCACAACCCUCAUGCAUUGCCUUUAUUUAGAGAUCAGCCUAGCCGCAAACGUCAACGAGAGAAAGCACUGAAGGACCCCAUUAAGUCCCAUAGACCUGAACUUCCAGUAACAGGACCGGGCUUUGGUGGAAGGGUUGGUUCUACUAAAGGAAGCUUGUUGACCCAGUAUCUGCUCAAGCAAGGUGGUAUGAUCAAGGAGACAUGGAUGGAGGAAGAUCCUAGAGAAGCUAUAUUGAAAUAUGCUGAUAUUGCAGCAAAGGACCCAAAGUACAUCGCACCAGCAUAUGCAGCAACCCAACCUGAGCCAGUUUUUGCAGAGUCAGAUGCUGAGGAUGAAGAAAAGUCAUAGAUCAGUCCAAGUGAUUAUCAGCCUUUCAGGAUCAUGCAUGCUGUGAGAGAAACUGCUGCUCGAUGUCAUGUCGAUGGUUCUGACUUCCAAGGACGAAAAGAAAUUCUAGUGGUUGACACUUGACAGCCUACUGAUAUCUAGGUGCAUCACAUUCACAUGUGCAUUUUUGUCAAUCUCUCACGAUGGUUCGAACAUUACUAGAGAUCGGCGCAUUCUGCCCUGCGAGACUAAAGUCAAACGCCGAAACCGUCUUAUGGUUAUGGGCACUGUGGUUCAUGCUUGAAAGCUCGGCUCUUUGUUUCAGGAUUCAGGAAUCAGGAUGACUGGAGCUUCCUUUGAAAAUUUUAUGGCUUCCUCCAUCUUUAAGUUGAAACAAAUAUGUAGGCUUAAAUAUUUUUGCCCCGCUUACUGAAAAGUUAUCUUUUCUGUCAUUUACAUCAAAACAAUAGAACAUCUCGACUAGUCCCACUGGAAGAUGAGCGUCAAUCAAAUAUCAAUGGACACUGACUCGAUGCUUAAAAGCUCGGAACUGCUUGGCUCUACAUUCCAACUGCCAAAGAGAGUACUAGUAGAGGCUUCCCUGACCUGUACGAUAAAUAUGGGGUUUGAUGUUAAGAAUGGGUGGUAAAAGAAAAUUGGCUUC